AAUAGAUGAAUGUAAAGUAUAUUUAUUGUAUGUCAACUUGACUUUAUGUACUUCUAGUCCUUUAGCAAGAUCAUCAAGUUCACAACUACCUACUGGUAUUGUAAUUGUAUCAUCACUCUCAUUACUAUAAUAUGGAAUUUCGUUAUUGUCUUCAUCAAUAUUUGGUAUUAAAUUGAAUGACAAAAAAGAAAUGAGAGCUAGCGAAUAUUUUUUUCCAUUAGAUAAUUGAAUUGGUGGAAAAUAUUGUGUCUCAAGAAUUGAUGUUUGUCCAGUUAAUGUUAAAUUAUUAAGUUGAAAUUGAUACUCUGGGUAUAUAUCUUGAUUACCAAGGCACAUCGUACAGAAUUAUUGUCACGUAUAUACCUCCAGAAGUUGUUAAUAGCAACAGCAAGUUAUUUUCAAGGUUUAUUGAAGUACUUCAUGAGUAUUUAAUUAAAUUUAAAAGUAACCUGAUUAUCGCUGGUGACUUCAAUCUCCCUGAAUAUAACUCAAUGAACUCAUCACAUAUUGGUAAAAUUUACUCAAAUAUUUCUUUGCUGUUGUCUGCUUUAAAUCUUCAACAAUGUAAUACCAUACUAAACUCUCAUGAUAUAUUACUUGACCUUGUAUUUGUAUCCUGUCCUAACUGCACUAUAUCACGUGGUUCUGCCUUGGUUCAGCCUGAUACUUAUCAUCCUCCACUUUUGCUACAAAUCUUUCAUAACUCACCGUCACCCAACAUUAUCACUGGUCCCUCAAUCUCUAACGACUUAAAUACUAAAUAUAUUGUUAAAUAUAUUAACAUAGAUAAUUUUAAGAUCAAAUUAAGAUCUACUAAUUGGCAAGCUAUUAUGGGUGACAGCAUGGUAUCGGUUGAUUAUCUUUGUGAUAUUUUUUACAAUAUUCUUUUUGAUAUACUCAAUGUUUGUUACCACCCUAAGUUGCCCAAUCACAAAUCAUUAUCCUAUCCAUGCUGGUACUGAACUGAACUUAUCAGUCUCAUCUUAUCUAAACAUAAAUAUUAUAAAUUACUUAAACGCAAUACAUCAGCCACUAAUUCUUUAAGAUUACAAUCAAUUACUAAGUCAAUUAAACAUUUAACUCACAGAGAUUUUUUGUCUCAAAACAAUAGUAUUGAUUCCAACCUCAAAAUGAACCCUAAAUUAUUCUGGAAAUUUAUAAACUAAAAAAAAGUCAAUUUUCGACAAUAAACUGUCUGCUUAUUAAUAUAAUUCAUGAUUCAUCAACCAUCUCUAACUCAUUUGCUUCGCACUUUGCAGAAGUAUUUCAUAAUAUUAAUAAUAUUAAUAGCAAUAGUAGUAACAGAAAUACUCUUAAUGAUAAUAGCAGCUAUAAUAAUAAUAUGGUAAAUAGUAAUAGUAUCAAAAAUUACACUAAAACCAAUAAUAAUAUGGUAAGUGAUAUUCACUCCAGCUUUGAUCUACUCAUGUCUCCAUACUCGCAUAAUAAUCAUAUUACACACAUUACCCUUGAUGACAUUUCUCGUGCAAUUCUGAAAGUAAAAAAUCAUAACUCAUCUGGUCUUGAUAAUCUGUCUGGUACUGUAAUUAAGAUUUGCCCUGAUGCUCUAAUCCAACCACUAUACUAUAUUUUCAACAAGGCAUUGUUUUCUGGUAUUUAUCCAUCAGUCUGGAAACAGUCUACCCUUGUAUAAAAAAGGUAAUCCUUUACUUGUCUCUAACUAUAGGCAAAUAUCACUUCUUCCUGUAUGCUCUAAACUAUUUAAAAUAAUACUCUAUAAGGUUAUCAUGUCCUACUUUUUACCUUUUUAAUCUCGAUAUCAACAUGGCUUCACACCUAUGAGAAGUACAUGUACGAACCUUGUUGAGUUUACACAAUUUGUCUCCAGUCAUUUAGACAAUAACGUACAGGUAGAUGUGAUAUAUACUGACAUGACUAAGGCGUUCGAUAGGAUUGACUGGCUAACACUUGUCUCUAAAUUACUAUCGAUUAAUCUACCUCACUCUCUCAUCAACCUAAUCUGGUCUUAUCUUGUCGAUCGCCUUUGUUAUGUGUUCAUCAAUGGCACUCUUUCUGCACCCUACUCGCCAACAUCUGGAGUCAUCCAAGGAUCCAAUUUGGGUCCACUACUCUUCAACAUCUAUAUCAAUGACUUAUCAGAACGUCUUUUCUGCUUUUCAUUAUUGUAUGCUGAUGAUAUCAAGUUAUUUUUGCCUAUUCAAUCUGUUCAUGACUGUCAACACUUGCAGGCAAACUUAAAUAAAUUUGUCUAAUGGUGCACAAUCAACAGUCUUGAAGUUAAUAUUGUAAAAUGCAGUACCAUGUCAUAUAGUAAAUCUACUCAUCCACUCAUUUAUAACUACUGUAUUAAAGGAACAAUGCUAUCUCGCUUGCGUAUUACUACUGACCUUGGUAUUGUGUUUGACAAUAAACUUCUAUUUAACUCUCAAGUGGAACAUGUUGUUAAAUUUGCGAUGUCAUCACUGAGUCUUGUUUUUUGUCUUGCAAAAUCAUUUAAAAACCCUACUACCAUCAAGGCUAUCUAUAAAUCAUUUGUCAGAUCGAGGCUGGACUACUGUAUCUCUGUUUAUUACUUACGUACUAAAAAACAACUAGCUCUAUUCUAUAAAGUUCAGAGAAGGUUCAUGAAAUACUUGUUUUAUCGUACGCAGGCUCUGUCCUUUGAUAGAGGUUGUGAUGACGAUGCCUUAAUCCAACUUGCAGACAUGACUAGUAUUUCAGUUCACCGUGACACACUUGUAAUCAUUUUCUUUAUUAAACUACUAACAGGUGUAGUUAACUGUCCUGACCUCUUAUCUGAUGUCAGGAUUAGGAUUCUAUCCACUAAAUUGUAUGUGGUUGGACGCCGUACGCUGCGCAUCGUCUCUCGUAAGCAUUUUUAACAAAUUUCCAUUAUUGAUCUUAAAGUCAAUUUAAUUGUUAAUUAUCAUACUGUCAGUACGGAUCCACCAGCUAUAUAUAUUAUUGUGUAAAAAAGAAGUGUUAUUUUCAAUAAUUUAAUAGUUUUUUAUGUGCUAAAAGUUGAGUCGGUUGUAACAUAACCUCUCAGGCGUCAUUGACUUAACGACAUUUGUCACAUAUAAUUUUAUUAAUACAACAAUUGUUAUACGAUAUUUAAAAUAUAAAGUGAUUAACAACUUGAUUUUAUUGACACAUAAACAUUACAAAGUAAUAGUGUAAUUAUCAAACUGCAAAAGCACUAGAGACAUAAGAUCUAAGACCAAGCGUGGUAUCAGUGUCAUUUUAACCUGGUUACAUAUACAAUAUUAUUUCAAAGUGUGCUACUAUAAAAUAAUUGUUUAAAUCAAGAAACAUCUUGCAUAAUUGUGGAGUUUAUCAUAUCAUAUACAUAUGUAUAUAAGUUUUACCGCAUUACAUUGACAUCAUCUUCUAGACCUGGUGGUUUGGGCGUGGUCACAUAUACAAUAUUAAGUCAAAGUGUGCUACUAUAAAUAAUUGUUUAAAUCAAGAAACAUCUUGUUGGUUCAUAAUUGUGGAGUUUAUCAUAUUAUAUACAUAUGUAUAUAGUAUCACUGCGUUACAUUGACAUCAUCUUCUAGACCUGGUGGUUUGGGCGUGGUCGCCUGUAUACUCUUCUUUAUCUUCAAUAUAUCGCAGUUAAUUCAUAAUCUUACCACUACCAGCACUUUGUUAUUCUGUUCUACAUUACCUACCAAGGUUUUUAAUUUGUCACACCAGACGUCGCUACUCGUGAAUAUCAAUCAGCUGUAUCAUCAGCUGUAUCAUCAUAUACACACAAUGUCAAUAGUGAGAUCUCCAACAAGACCUAGCACAUCUCUUGACUGUCAUGAUGAUGUAUUUAGUUCCAAUAACAUCAUGUUAUUGAACUCACAACAAGCAAGCUCCAAUGGUAUUAUGUCACAAUCAUCUGAGUCAACUAUGACUGAUAAACGUCCUCCUGGUCGGCCACGUAAAAACACAACAUCUACUGGUGAUAUUACACUUGAACAAAUCAAGAGCCUCCUUGAUCAACAAACAGUAUCAAUUGAUGCAUCGAUUGAUGCUAAAUUAAGCAAUAUUAUUGAUACAUUUAAAUCUUUUACAGUUACUGUAAAUAAAAAAUUUGCAACAAUUGAUGCUGAAUUAGGUCAGCUUAACAACAAUGUAAAAAUACUAAAUACAACAAUUGGGAACAACUCAACACAAAUCAAAACAAAUACAUCAACUAUUGCUGAUAAUCAAAUGAGUAUCACUCAAAUGAGUGAUGAUAUAAAUAAUAGUAAAUUAAUUCUGGAACGUAUGCCAAACGUCAUUGUUUUUGGCAUACCUGAAGACCCAGAUAACGAGUUAAAUGUUACCCAACGUGUUGUAAGUGAUAGAGGUAAGGUUGAUCAACUAAUACAACUUGUUUUUGACUCUCAACCGAGUAUUGGUACUGUCAAAGUGACAUCGUCAAGAAUUCACCCUCAUUCUGGUGCCUUAACAAAGCCCAGAAUGACAAAGGUGAAAUUUAAUAAUAUUUUCUAUAAAGAUAUCUUUGUGCAGAGAUUCAUGGAGAUGAAAAAGGCGAAAUCACUGACAGGUUGGAUGGCAGCACUGGUUAUCUCACAGGACUUUACACCCUCUCAACUGGCACAAAGACGUCAGUUGAAAACUCAGCUGGCACAAGAUGGGGUUACAAACCCACGAAUCAGGUUCAUCAAUGGGGUCUUCAAGGUUCAGGCCAACACACACCCAACAACGUGAUAUCUAAUAAUAGCACAAAAUUUAGCAAUAAUAAAUCAUUAUCACUGUCUAAAACAAAUAUUGUAUACUCUCAAUCACCUACAUGUCUUCCUUCAGCUAAUUCAUCUUUAUCUUUCAGUUCUAAUUCUACUGGUACUAUGGCACAUUCUGAUCUAGGUUUUACAAUUCUUUACCAAAAUACUAGAAGCAUCAAAAACAAAUUUGAGGAUACGUAUGUUAAUUCGCUCGUACUUGAUCCUGAUAUUAUUCUCAUUACUGAAUCAUAGCUGGAUCCUAGUAUAUCAUCCUAUCAUUACUUUGAAAGCCAACAUUUUGUUGUCUUCAGAGCUGAUAGAGAUAUUAAUUAUAAAACAAAAGGUGGAGGUGUACUCUGUGCAGUAAAAUUAAAUAAAUUUAAUAAUCUACACAUACUUAACUUACCAGAGGAGAUCAAUAACAUUAUUGAGAUUAAUAUACUGGGUAUAUACCUUGAUUAUCUUGGUCUACCUUACAGAAUAAUUGUAGUUUACAUUCCCCCUGAUAUCAUUAAUAGUAAGAGCAAAAUAUUUACUAAGUUUAUAAAACUACUGCAAGAAUAUUUAAGUACAUAUAAGAACAAUUUGAUUAUAGCUGGGGAUUUUAAUUUACCUGAUUACAAUACAACAUCAAAAUCAUCAAAUAUUAUGGUCUACUCUAUUAUAUCUAUGUUUAUUAAUACACUUAACCUACAACAACUCAAUUCUGUUAAGAACUCUCAUGAUAAAAUUCUUGACCUUAUUCUUGUAUCUGGUGCCACUUGUAUCGUUUCUCAGGGAUCAGCUUUGGUUAAACAGGAUGACUAUCAUCCACCUCUUCACCUAUACAUUGCUCACUACACCUCUAAGUGUAGUAGCUCUAAGUCAUCACUCGUCUUAUCAUCAAAAUAUAAUAUUAAGUAUUUAGAUGUAGAUAAAUUUAAGAUACAGUUAAGAAACAUAAACUGGGUAAAUCAGCUCAACCUUGAUGAUACUACAACUACAGUUGAUGAUCUUUGUAAAAACUUUUAUGAUACUUUCUUUAAAUUAGUUGACAGUAAUUACUGUCCCCCUAAAUAUCAUCAUAGGACAUAUAAGUAUUCUAACUGGUACUCAUCUGAGCUGAUUGCUCUUAUCAAAGGCAAACAUAAAUACCUAAAAAUUAAAAAAUCUAAUGAUUCACUAGCAAUAAAUUCAAGAGUCAAAUCAAUUACUUUAGCAAUAAAACAAGUAACUACUCGAGAUCUCGAGUUAUAUAAUAAGAAAAUCGAGAGUAAUAUUAGUAAAAAUCCAAAGAUGUUUUGGAAAUUUAUCAAUGAUAAAAAACAUCAAACUAACACACUGAACUGUCUGUUAAUUAAUAAUACUAUUAAUUAUAAUUUACAGGAUAUAUCCUGAUGCAUUUGCUGUACAUUUCUCUAGUGUAUUUAAUAAACUUGGUACUAAUGUAAAAUCCAGCUUGGACUUGGUUGUGGAUAAUGGGUUUUUGAAUGAUCAGGAUCUUGUUACCUCUGAGGAUGUUGCUCGUGCUAUCCUAAUUGUUAAAAACAGCAAUACUUGUGGUUAUGAUAACCUGCCUGGUUCGUUAAUAAGGAUUUGCCCAGAUGCUUUGAUAGAACCUCUCAAGAUUAUAUUUGAUAUGGCUAUAUCCACAGGUAUUUACCCUACCUGUUGGAAACACUCAGUGGUUAAGCCACUAUUUAAAGCAGGUAAUCCGUUGAUAGUAUCGAACUACAGACAAAUAUCUCUUCUCCCUGUUUGUUCUAAAAUCUUUGAAAAAUUACUCUACAAGGUUAUCAUGUCUUACUUCUCUCCUUAUCUGUCUAGCUACCAACAUGGAUUCACACCCAUGCGUAGCACCUGUUCUAACCUUGUGGAGUUUAGUCAAUAUGUAUCGUCUCAUCUUAACAAGAGCAUUCAGGUUGAUGUGAUAUACACAGACAUGACAAAGGCAUUUGACAAGAUAAACUGGGUAACUUUAGUUACUAAAUUAGUUGCAAUUAACUUGCCUCUCUCCUACAUAAACCUUGUUUGGUCUUACCUUGUUGAUCGCUGCUGUUAUGUCUGUGUCAAUGGGAUUUUAUCAUCACCAUAUAGACCAACUUCUGGUGUACCUCAAGGGUCUAAUUUAGGCCCAUUGUUGUUUAACAUUUAUAUUAAUGAUUUAUCUAGCAGAUUAUCCUGCUAUACACUACUUUAUGCUGACGAUGUUAAACUGUACUUACCUAUCAAAACACUGAAUGAUUGCCAUUACUUACAAAAAAAUUUAAAUAUUUUCGUAGGUUGGUGUGAGUCCAACGACCUUCAAGUAAAUAUAGCCAAGUGCAACUCUAUGGCCUGGUUUUUCGUUUGUCUAGAUCAUUCAAGAGUCCCUCUACAAUAAAAGCACUGUACAAUGCAUUCGUAAAGUCUAAGCUGGAUUAUUGUACAGCGGCGUAUGCAUUAAGAACUAAAAAACAACUUCAGUUAAUGAACAAAGUUCAGCGUAGAUUCAUAAAGUACUUGCUAUAUCGCACACAGGCAUUGGUUCUAGAUAGAGGAUGUGAUGAUAUGACAAACAUCUCGGUACAUCGUGAUACAUUAACAAUAAUCUUUUUUAUUAAAUUGCUAACCGGAGCUGUUGAUUGUCUAGGUCUACUCUCUGAUGUUAGGUUACGAAUAUUGGCAACUAAACUAAGAAAUGUAUCACCAUUCUACUCUACAACUGGACAAUGUGUGUCAUCAACUAUUCCUCCCUUACAAAAUAUGAUCGAACUUACAAAUAAAGCGUGUCGUAACACGUCACUGUUUAGCAGAGUUAUGUCUUGUGAGCACAUUACACCUGGGUUUAUACUAGACUGUGUCAAAUUGUCUAGACAGUCUUAAAUAUGGUAUUUUGAUUUGACUUUGAUUUGGGUAGUUUUCUAAUAUUGUUAUUUAUUCUUAACUUUUUAAGCCAUCAUCAUUUAGGAAUUAUCAACAAAAAUAUAUACUAUAAUAUGAUUAUUGAUUAUUGUGAGUAACACUUAUAUCUAAUAUUUAAGGAUUUAAUUUGAGAAAUUGUAAUAUAUUAUGUAUUUUGUAUUUAAAUUGCUUACUGCAAUUUUACCCUGGUCCCAAUAAUGGCCUCCAGCCCUGGGAUAUUAAAUAAAAUAAAAUAAAAUAAAAAAUAAAUUACGUAGUGUGUCACCGUUCUAUGCUGUAUCUGGAUCAUGUGUAUCGUCAUCUCAACCUCCGCUAAUCAAUAUGAUAAACACAACUAAUAACGUA
Aphidius gifuensis is the source of this 7931-nucleotide messenger RNA. RefSeq lists its product as uncharacterized. The transcript is spliced from 2 exons. The coding region runs from base 3742 to 4689 and encodes 315 amino acids. The record is from RefSeq and is a predicted model, not a curated record. NCBI's taxonomy places the organism in Eukaryota, Metazoa, Arthropoda, Insecta, Hymenoptera, Braconidae.